GCUGACGUUAAAUAGGAUAACGGCCGCCAGAGAGUCCUCAUUCAGCCGGCGGCAGCGGAUCUAAGAGUAACAGUCAGCGAUCGGUCUAUCUCCACCCGGGACUCUCCUCACAAACACACCCCUAAGGUAAACACGGCACUGAGAGGGUUAAUAAUGCGUUAAUAAGGGUAUCAAUGGGUUAAGGGCUGGUACUGUGAGGGUUAAUAAGGGUAGUAAUGGGUUAAUAAAGGCUGGUACUGUGAGGGUUAAUAAGGGUAGUAAUGGGUUAAUAAGGGCUGGUACUGUGAGGGUUAAUAAGGGCUGGUAGCUGGAUGUCAUACUGUGAGGGUUAAUUGUAUUAAUGGGUUAAUAAGGGCUUGUACUGUGAGGGUUAAUGGUAUUAAUGGGUUAAUAAGGGCUGGUACUGUGGGGGUUAAUGGUAUUAAUGGGUUAAUAAGGGCUGGUACUGUGGGGGUUAAUGGUAUUAAUGGGUUAAUAAGGGCUGGUACUGUGAGGGUUAAGGGUAGUAAUGGGUUAAGGGCUGGUACUGUGAGGGUUAAUGGUAUUAAUGCCUUAAUAAGGGCUGGUACUGUGAGGGUUAAUAAGGGCUGGUAGCUGGAUGUCAUACUGUGAGGGUUAAUGGUAUUAAUGGGUUAAUAAGGGCUGGUACUGUGAGGGUUAAUUGUAUUGGGUUAAUAAGGGCUGGUACUGUGAGGGUUAAUGGUAUUAAUGGGUUAAUAAGGGCUGGUACUGUGAGGGUUAAUGGUAUUAAUGGGUUAAUAAGGGCUGGUACUGUGGGGGUUAAUGGUAUUAAUGGGUUAAUAAGGGCUGGUACUGUGAGGGUUAAUGGUAUUAAUGCAUUAAUAAGGGCUGGUACUGUGAGGGUUAAUAAGGGCUGGCAGCUGGAUGUCAUACUGUGAGGGUUAAUGGUAUUAAUGGGUUAAUAAGGGCUGGUACUGUGAGGGUUAAUGGUAUUAAUGGGUUAAUAAGGGCUGGUACUGUGGGGGUUAAUGGGUUAAUAAGGGCUGGUACUGUGGGGUUAAUAAGGGCUGGUACUGUGGGGGGUUGGAGGGCUGGUACUGUGGGGUUAAUGGUAUUAAUGGGUUAAUAAGGGCUGGUACACAAUAGGUUAAUAAGGGCUGGUACUGUGGGGGUUAAUGGGGCUGGUACUGUAGGGGGUUAAUAAGGGCUGGUACUGUGGGGUUAAUAAGGGCUGGUACUGUGGGGUUGAUAAGGGCUGGUACUGUGGGGGUUGAUAAGGCUGGUACUGUGGGGUUAAUGGUAUUAAUGGGUUAAUAAGGGCUGGUACUGUGGGGGUUAAUGAAUGAGGGUUAAUAAGAGUAGUAAUGGGUUAAUGAGGGCUGGUAUCUGGAUGUGGGAGCAGUAAGGUGGCUGGGCAGGUGGCUGGUGCUGCAGGGUGGGUCCUGGGUGGGGAUGGUUUGGGCGGCUGGAUUUGUAUGAACUUGCAUCAGUCUGGCCCCCCUCCCAUUGUAUGGUCCGGUCUGUUGGCCUCCCCCCUCCCAUUGUAUGGUUUGGUCUGUUGGUGGCGGUUACACCCUUCAUUUGAAACAAACUUGGUUUUGGCUUGUGUGGGCGUGGUUGGGAGCUGUCUGCCUUCCAUAUAAGGUCAUAGCAUGUCUGAUUGGCUGGCUGUUGGUGCUUCACUUGGGCGGGGCUGUGGUUGAGGCUGCUUCCUAUCUGGGAGGAGUCUGUUCUUGCAUUCCAAGGUUACUGCAGGGAUAGAACCUCUGCUGUAUGUACGGCCCCUGGGGGCUGGGCGGGUUGGCCGCCUGGCCGUGUGACCAGUCUGGGCAAGGGGGGGCUGGCCGUGUGACCAGUCUGGGCAAGGGGGGGCUGGCCGUGUGGCCAGUCUGGGCAAGGGGGGGCUGGCUGUGUGGCCAGUCUGGGCAAGGGGGGCUGGCUGCGCAGUGAUGAGAAUAUUCCCCAUUCAUUGUCACUGCAUGGCUACUGCCACCAACCAUCCUGUGAUAACCUACCACCUAGAAAGCUCUACAUCUGCUGGGCAUUAACAUCUUUAACGUGAUACUGGAUGCAAUUGCUGGAAUCUAAAUCUAAUCUUUUUCCCAAUAGUAAAAAUGGCAGAUGAAGAGAUUGCAGCGCUCGUCAUUGACAAUGGUUCCGGUAUGUGCAAAGCCGGCUUUGCUGGAGACGAUGCUCCCCGUGCUGUAUUCCCCUCAAUCGUUGGACGCCCAAGACAUCAAGUUUGUAAACUUAUUAUAUGAAUAUCACUGCUCUUUAUGUUGCUGAAUUGUGGCAGAAAAAGUCCAACUAUCCCUCUCUGUUUAGGGUGUCAUGGUUGGAAUGGGUCAGAAAGACAGCUAUGUAGGUGAUGAGGCCCAGAGCAAAAGAGGUAUCCUGACCCUGAAGUACCCCAUUGAACACGGAAUUGUCACAAACUGGGACGAUAUGGAGAAAAUCUGGCACCACACCUUCUACAAUGAGCUGCGUGUAGCCCCAGAGGAACACCCUGUUCUGCUCACAGAAGCUCCCCUGAACCCUAAAGCAAACAGAGAGAAGAUGACUCAGGUUUGUUCCUGGCCCUCUUACAUCGGGUGGGGGUAGCUCUUCAUGUACAUCAUCAUUUAUUUCUUGGACUCAAAACUUUCUCUCAAUAUUUUCAGGGCUCUGUUCUAUCCUGGCAUUUUCCCUCCUGAAGCCUCAGGUUUCUGUUUUCACUUGUGGUUUUAUUUUAUUCUGCUUGUUCUGUUCAUUCUAAACCAUUUUUGUUUGUUUGUUGUUUUUUAUUUUUUUUUUUGCAUGCACCUGCAUGGCUUGGGGUGACCACAGUAUGGGACUGCUUGUAACUUUUCUUUCUUUCAACAGAUCAUGUUUGAGACAUUCAACACCCCAGCCAUGUACGUUGCCAUCCAGGCUGUGCUGUCUCUCUAUGCCUCUGGUCGUACCACUGGUAUUGUGAUGGACUCUGGUGAUGGUGUCACCCACACAGUGCCCAUCUAUGAAGGUUAUGCCCUACCCCAUGCCAUAUUGCGUUUGGAUCUGGCUGGUCGUGACCUGACAGACUACCUCAUGAAGAUUUUGACUGAAAGAGGCUACAGCUUCACAACCACAGCUGAGAGGGAAAUUGUGCGAGACAUUAAGGAAAAGCUCUGCUAUGUAGCUCUAGACUUUGAGCAGGAGAUGGCUACUGCUGCUUCAUCCUCAUCCUUGGAGAAGAGCUAUGAGCUGCCUGACGGUCAGGUCAUCACAAUCGGAAAUGAGCGGUUCAGAUGUCCUGAAGCACUCUUCCAACCAUCUUUCCUUGGUAAGUUAGACUGGCAAUCCUGUAAUACCAGUGUGUAGCUCCCGAUAUUAAACUGGACUGUUGACUAUGUCUUGCUAGUAUCUUCCAUAUGAUCGUGGGAUUUUUUUUUUCUUACCUUAACUAAUCACAAUCUACCCUCUAUAGGUAUGGAGUCUUGUGGCAUCCAUGAAACUACCUUCAACUCAAUCAUGAAAUGUGAUGUUGACAUCCGUAAGGAUCUGUAUGCCAACACUGUCCUGUCUGGAGGUACCACAAUGUAUCCUGGCAUUGCUGACAGAAUGCAGAAGGAAAUCACUGCCCUUGCUCCCAGCACAAUGAAAAUCAAGGUGAGUUGUGGUCUUAAAGCUUUGCUCAAUGCAUCAAUUCUAGGAACUUGAUUCCAUUCAGUGUACUAACAUUCCCAUAUCUCUUGCAGAUUAUUGCACCACCUGAACGCAAAUACUCCGUAUGGAUUGGUGGCUCCAUCCUGGCUUCCCUCUCCACCUUCCAACAGAUGUGGAUCAGCAAGCAGGAAUACGAUGAAUCUGGUCCUUCCAUUGUUCACCGCAAAUGCUUCUAAACGGACUGAUAGAUGCAUUGCAUUUGCUGCGUGAGAUCUUGAAAGUAUUAAUUUGCCUUGGCAAAUGUGUACGCCUCAUGCUAGCCUCGUGAAACUGGAAUAGAGCCAACUUCCAAACGAACUUGCCCUGGGAAUCAAACUCUAAGUCACACUGUUCUCCUCUAAUGCAAGACUUGGACCUGUACCCUGUACACACCUCUGAGACAAACCCUGGUUGGCAAACCGUCUGGGUAUCCCUUAGUCUUUUCUUUGCGUAGAAAGAAGCAUUUCUGUGAAAGGCUGCCGAUCUGCAACAGUAUUGUAAAUGACACUCCUCCCUUUACGUUACAAGUCCUGGGAGUAGUUGAAGUUGGAGAUGUGUACAGGGUAUCUGAGGGUAAAUUGGCAAUUAAUAUUCCAGAAUUUCAUCUUCGAGGCUGGUAAGAGUUCAUGAAGGAGUUGUCACUUCUUCCAGCUUUUUUUAGUAAAGUUGGAACACACGGCAUCCAGGCCUUAGAAACCAGGUUUUUUGUUUUCCCAGUUUGUCUCGCCCAACACAUGGGGUCUGAAGCUACAAACCUUUAUUGCAGUUACACCUGUAAAUUUAUACAUCCAAGUUUAAUUUAUGUACUAUUUUGUAUGUUGCCUUAAUGUUCUCACUUGACAGUAGAAAACCAAAAUUUGUAAGUCAUCCUGACAAAUUGUAACUCCCAGAAAGAACAUUGUGUUAAAUAAAAAGCGCUGCAGUAAAUAACUUGUUUUCUUGGGGUUUCUGUACAUGGGGUGGUAUUGGGGAUAAAAC
Messenger RNA from Pelobates cultripes (western spadefoot toad), 4602 nucleotides. NCBI's taxonomy places the organism in Eukaryota, Metazoa, Chordata, Amphibia, Anura, Pelobatidae. The record is from the annotation of a GenBank genome assembly.